AUGACAUUUCAUUGGUGCGAAAAAUCUGCAAACAAUGGAAGUAUAAUUGGAAAAUUUUAUCUAGGAUAUUGUUAUGAAUUCGGCAUUGGAAUAAUGAGUAAUGAAAAAAAAUCAGCUUAUUGGUAUAAUGAAGCAACUAAAAGUGGAAAUACAACUGCAAAACUUUAUCUUGCUAAUUGUUAUAGAUUAGGAAAAGGAGUUGAUAAAGAUGAGAUUAAAGCACCAUUUGAAUUAUAUAGAGAAGCAGCUAAAAAAGGACAUGAUUUAGCUAAAUGUGAUUUAGCUGAUUGUUAUCAAAAUGGAAAAGGGGUAGAAAAAGAUGAAAGAAAAGCAUUUGAAUUAUAUAAAGAAACAGUAGCAAAAGGAUAUGAUUGGGCAAAAUUUAAAUUAGCUGAGUGCUAUCAGAAUGGAAAAGGAGUAGAAAAAGAUGAAAAAAAAGCGGUUGUAUUAUAUGAAGAAGUAGCUAAUGAUGGAUAUAUUUGGGCAUGCAAUAAGCUGGGAGAUUGCUAUCAAAAUGGAAAAGGAGUAGAAAAAGAUGAAAGAAAAGCAUUUGAAUUAUAUAAUAAGGUAUCU
Rhizophagus irregularis DAOM 181602=DAOM 197198 is the source of this 573-nucleotide messenger RNA. NCBI's taxonomy places the organism in Eukaryota, Fungi, Glomeromycota, Glomeromycetes, Glomerales, Glomeraceae. The record is from RefSeq and is a predicted model, not a curated record.